Sesamum indicum (sesame) is the source of this 1351-nucleotide messenger RNA. RefSeq names its product phosphoribosylglycinamide formyltransferase, chloroplastic. Gene Ontology annotation, cellular component: chloroplast; cytoplasm. NCBI's taxonomy places the organism in Eukaryota, Viridiplantae, Streptophyta, Magnoliopsida, Lamiales, Pedaliaceae. Gene Ontology annotation, molecular function: phosphoribosylglycinamide formyltransferase activity. The record is from RefSeq and is a predicted model, not a curated record. Gene Ontology annotation, biological process: 'de novo' IMP biosynthetic process.
CACUUUGUCUAAAUUAGUAUGAAACCCCCCCAACUCCAUACACAUUACAUACAAUUUCUGCUAAUUUUGAGCUGCAAUGGAAACCCAAGCUGUUGCUCUUCGCCCUUCUCUUCAUUCAUCAGUUCCUUGUAUUCAGAUCCCCGAAAACCAUUUGGUUUCUGUGCUGCCCAAGAUUCGAACUCCAACGCGGCUUUCUCUGAGAAUUCAUUAUUCUUCUUCACACACUUUACUCUCCAAGAGGAACAUACAGUGUCGAAAUAGCGUUGAGAUAAUGGAUCGCCAAGGGGUUUCCGAUGUUGAAGAAGAGAAGCCAAAACCGAAACUUAGACGGAAAAAUCUGGCGGUUUUUGUAUCAGGUGGAGGCUCCAAUUUUAGGUCGAUUUAUGAGGCAACUCUUAAUGGGUCUGUUCAUGGCGAUGUUGUUGUUUUGGUAGCCAGUAAACAUGAUUGUGGGGGCGCAGAGUAUGCGCGGGAUAAGGGGAUUCCUGUUGUUGUUUUUCCUAGGAGGAAAGAUGGGCAAGAUGUUUUAUCGGCCGAAGAUCUUGUAAUUACACUUAGAUCCUACAAGGUUGACUUCAUUCUUUUAGCUGGUUAUCUCAAACUUAUUCCAGUUCAGUUGGUUCAGGCUUACCCAAAAUCCAUAUUGAACAUUCAUCCGUCACUUCUUCCGGCAUUUGGUGGGAAAGGUUAUUAUGGUAUGAAGGUGCAUAAAGCAGUCAUUGCUUCUGGGGCAAGGUAUUCUGGCCCUACAAUACAUUAUGUUGAUGAGCAGUAUGAUACGGGUCGUAUCCUUGCUCAACGGGUCGUUCCUGUGCUGGCUAACGACACGGCUGAGGAGCUAGCUGCAAGGGUUCUUCACGAGGUCUUUCAUUCUUACUGGGAGCAUAAAUUGUACAUAGAAGUAGUGGCAGCGUUAUGUGAAGAGCGGAUCACCUGGCGAGAAGACGGUGUUCCUCUCAUCCGAAGCAAAGAAGACCCCAAUGAUCUUUUUUAGCACACCACAACUGCAUAGCACAAUAUAGCAUCACCUUGAGUGUUGAGUCAAAAAUUUUGGCAGGGGGGCUCAGACUCUUCAGUUCAUCAUUCCCGCAAAAUUGAUGCGCUUUUUACAUCAGAUGAGUGUGAAAUAUUGGCGGCUUUUGUAUGCCAUUUACGUCAAGUCGAGGCCUUAACUAGUUUUACUGCUUUUUGCUCCAUUAUGAUGCUAAAAGAUAUCAGGGAUUUUGGGAGCUAAACAUGUAUUGUCUCCUUGAGUGACUAAUGUAUUUAUGCAGAGGUGUUUGUGAUAUUAUCUCCAUUUUCAUCCCGCUUGAGCUGAUAUAUGUAGCAAAAAAGUUAAAUUGCGUUGCGA